Nilaparvata lugens (brown planthopper) is the source of this 4593-nucleotide messenger RNA. RefSeq lists its product as uncharacterized. Bases 414 to 3551 code for a protein of 1045 amino acids. NCBI's taxonomy places the organism in Eukaryota, Metazoa, Arthropoda, Insecta, Hemiptera, Delphacidae. The transcript is spliced from 13 exons. The record is from RefSeq and is a predicted model, not a curated record. Gene Ontology annotation, molecular function: histone binding.
UUGGUUAGACUACAAGUUUCCAUUCUGUUUCUGUGUUCUAAGUUUCAGUUUCUAACGUCCACCAGUUUCAUGUUUCAGCAUGAACUUAGAAAAUUGAGAAAGGAUAAAGUAAAAAAAUACAUAAAAAUUCAAUCAAGUAAUUAAUUAAUCUAACAUAAUGAACAGUGUGGACUAUGGUUUGACCUAGUCUUAUAAUAGUGAAAUUCAUUUGUUGUAUUAAUAGUUAGUUAUUCUGACAGAAAAGCAAACUCAUUAGAAUGGAGCCUCAACGCAAGAGAAUCAAGGUUAAUAAUGAUGUAUUUUUUUAGCCAACGAAGGUCGCAGACUCUGACACUGUUCAAAAACCCACUAAAACGAAUCUGGACCUGUUCAAUGAGCUGCUUGAAUCCUACGGGGAGAUUUUCAAAAGUACCAUGUCACCCGAAAUCCGGGAACGCCUUAUUGAAAAGGCGCGACUUAGUUUCAGUAAAUGCAAUACGCCUUUCACGAAUUCUUCGGAAUUUCGUAGUCUGAUACGAAACCAUGAUGGUUUGCCACCUCUAAAACAUUUGGAGGCGAUUUUUAACAAAUUCAAAAAGAAUAAGAAAUCCUGUGCAGGACAGAGCACUACUAAUACUGCGAAAAAGGAUGAUGAAACGCCUGUUGACGCUGGUGCUUCAGAAAGUUACAACAAAGAUUUGUUUGAAAAGUUUCUAGAUAUUAUCAAGGAAAGGAAAAAUAGCCAGGGAAAAUUUGCAAAAACUGAAACUAUGAUGGUUAGAGCUUGGGAUUUGUACAAUAAUUGCAAGUCAUCUUACAAGAAAUCAGCAUUAUUUGAAGAGUUACUUCGUAAGGCUAUAAAUCUAUCAGCCGUGGAUCCCGGAAUGCAGCUGCUAACUGUUCUUGAUGAAUUGAAAUUCAACAAAAAAGUAGUGAGCCAACGUGAAUGCACCAAUCUGGAUGCACAGCCAGGCUGCUCAACUGCGUCGACGCCAACGCUACAAGAUGUCGAUUCAGACGAUGACGAUCUUUCUGGUCUUGACCCUCAGGUCAAAAAGAAAGUUAAAUUGCUAGAAAGAACCUUGAGGGCUUUGAAUCUGAGAAUAAAACAUCUUGAAGAGAGAGAAGUAGAUUUCAGUAGAGAAGAUGAUGAGAACUCGGCUUACAUAAAACUUGACAAGUAUUAUCAACGUUUUGAAAAGGUUUAUGCAAAAAUUUGCCAACUAAAAAAGCAGAAGGCUGACGCAGGCAGAGCCAUCAAAAGAAAAAUUACAUUUGAAGGUGGUGAAAUUGAAAGAGCCCUUGAAAAGCACUACAAUAAAACAUAUCAGUUCCCGGAUUUUCAUGACGUCUUGAAAAUCACAAAAGAAGUGAGAAGAAAUGAUAAUCUUGCUCCAAACACUCUGCACUCAAUAGCACAGAGAGUGUUUGAAGAGUUUGGAAAAAUGCUGCAGAGACGACGGCGCAUGGACGUGUACGAGUCGGCCUGUGCCUAUCUCACCAUCCAAGAUCCGGCUGAUGAAGAUCCUCAGCUACAGAAGAAACUUGAGGAGAACUAUAUCAAGUUCAAAGAGAGUGAGAAAAAAGUUAUAGAUAUGUAUGUUGAGAAAUCGCAGGGUAUCGAAGCAGAAGAGGUUGGCAGCGAUGUUUCCAACAAUGAAGAAGCAGAAGACGAUGAGAUGGAUGAUGACAGGAGAGAUAGUGACAAGUCUGAUCAUGACUUGAUCGGUUCUGAAAAAGAUUUAAAUUUGAUGAGUGGUGAUGAUGAUGAUGAUGAUGAUGAUGAUGAUAGGGAUAAACUAGUAAGUAAUCACUCUGAAUCAAAUUCAGGCAAUUCUUCUGAUCCUUCUUCAACGAAAAAUAAAAAAGUUACUAAAAUUCAAUGUGAGAAAGUGCGUUUUGUAAGCGAGGCUUCAAAUGAAAAUAAGACUGAUUCAACUUCUGGAAAUUCUUUAAGUGUUUGUGCUUCUAGAGAUUCAAUACUCCCUAAAGAUUCAGAAACGGUGAACAUUUCAGAAAAGGAACGUGAUAUUUUAUCUUUGAAUGAAGAUGAAUCUGGCGAUGAGGUUAAAUCAGUGAAAUCUGCAAAUGUUGAGAGCUCAUCAAGAGAUGUGGUCGUUGCUGAAGUUACCACUCUUGAAAAAAUUAAAUCACCCAAAAAAGAUGAAAAGACUGAAUCAGGGAUGAAAAACUGUGUAGCUUCAGAUGUUGAGAAAAAAGAAUCUUGUAGCCUCUCUCCAAGUAAAGAGGAAAAGAAAACUGAAUCACGUAUAAGGGUUUCUGAAAAUUUAUUUCCAAAAAAUGAGAUUUUUGAAGCUUCUAAAACUUGUUCUUUUGAUAAAAAUAAAUCCUCCAGUUCGACUUGUACAGAUUCAACAGAUAAUAACAUUGUUACUUUUCCAACUGAAUCCCAAAAUGGUUGCUCCAACGAAAUAUUAGUCUCUAAAGAUUGUAAGUCAAGAAAUUUAAAUAAAAACUCUUCUAGUCUUGCCUCAGAAAAAAAUAAAAAGGGAAAGACUGAUACAGAUCCUCAAAUAACGAGUCAAAAUAAAAGCAUACCAUUGGAAGUUAUUGAUAAAAGCUCGUAUAGCUCUAAAAAUAAUGACCCAGGAGUGGCUAAGAAAAAGCGAAAAAAAUCUUGUGAGACCGCGACUGAUGAUCAAAAAAGACAAAAGCAUCCUGACCAUCAUACAUCAUUGGUAGUAGAAUCGCCUUGUUCAUCGCCCACAGAUGACAUAGAAGUCAUUGAAGUGUUGACUCAUUCUGCCUCAUUCACCAACAAAGAGAAUGUCACGACGACACACCUGCUCACAACUGAUAGUGAUGAACAGAAAAAGUCCAAUCCCAAUAGUGCUAUCAAUUGUGCCAAGAAGAUUGCAGAUGAUAACAAUGGUGCUACCAAAGUUUCAAGUUAUUUUGCCAAGAGUAAUGCUACUUGUGGUGCAAUAAAAGUCACAGGGGUGAAUUCUAAUCUUCCUGGAUCAAUUGCCCAUAGUUUUCAAAAAACACCUCCUAGUAAUAAGGCUUUCAAAAACAAUUGUAAAAAUUCCAGCUCUCCCAUAAUAACUUCUGCAUACAGUUUGGCCUUUCCUUAUUCUUCAAAACAUAAUGGUGCAUCUACAAUACCUGCACACGGCCACAAAAUACCAGCCACAACUUCGUGGUCAGCUGCAGCUGCCAAGUAUAGAUCUCCCAGAGCGUCCAAUCAUCAAAAGGAUUUGAAAAGUUCCGCCAAGACACAUAAUUCAAGGCAUAUUGGCGGACACUCGUCUUCUUCAGUUUCAUCCGCUUCGACUUCAAAAUUGAAAGAUGUCAUCGUAAUAGAUGAAGGUGAUGACGAUUCUCCAGACGUCUUUUAUGUUUCCGAAGUAAUGGCCAAAAAUAAAAAUCCUGCAAAUGCGGAAUCCAGUAAGCCUCGAACCGCCAAACUCUUGGAUGGCAACAUCAUCAAAUAUAUCAGUGGAGAGAAAACCCAACACAUGUUAAAACAAGGAAAUGUGAAAGUUUUUAGCCGAUUGAAAACCAACCCGCCUUCAGAGGAUGCCAAAGACAGUGUUAUAACUCUAGAUUAAUAAUAACAAAUUGUUAAAACCAUAUUCUAUUCAAAAUGAGAUAUAAAAAUCAUUGUUAUGAUUGUAUAGGAAUAUUUUUAAUUGUUUCGUCCUUGUGAUUGAUACUUUUAUCAGUUUUGUAUAUUUUUUAGUUACUUUUAAUAACACAAUUUUCCACCUUAUUCCGAACUACAAUUAUUUAUGUUCCAGUUGAUUUUUAUAAAUAUUGAUUUAGGUCUCAUAAUUAUUAUUGGAUUUUUGUAAUUGUACAUCACAUCACAAAUGAGAAUGGCGCACUCCUGGUUCAACUUGCAGCAGAACAGAAUCUCUCAGUUGCUAGUACCAAAUUUCCUCACAAAAAAAUACACAAAGGAACUUGGAGAGUGCCUGGCUCAGAUGUGGUCAAUCAAAUCGACCAUGUUUUGAUAUCCAGGAGACAUGCUACCUCAAUAACUGAUUUUAGGUCUGCAAGAGGACCCAAUUGCGAAUCUGACCACUACAUGGUGGUGACAAAGAUUUCAGAAAGGUUAUCCAUGAUUGAAAAUGUAACUGGCGAAAGGAAACAAAAGUGUAACGUGGAGGCUUUGAAGCAGAUGCAGACCAAGAAUGCCUAUCAGAGAGCAAUAAGCCAGAAAAUAGAUAUCUGGGAGCAAGAGACCUCAGUAGAUGAUGAGGAGGAAAAUCUGGACAGUCUUUGGGGAAAACUGAGAGACGUUAUCAUCGAUUCUGCAAAUGAAACUAUUGGAAGAGGAACAAGGCAAAGGAAUGCUGAAUGGUAUGAUCAAGAAUGCAAGGCAGCUAUUGAAGAUAGGAAUAGGCUGAGGUUGGCUGUGAUGCAAAGGUCAACAAGAGGCAAUGUGGAAAUCUACACAGAGAGCAGGCGGAAAGAAAAAAUAUAAUUAGAAAGAAAAAACGUGAAUAUCUCAAAAAACAACUAGAAGGAAUAGAGAAUCUACGAGCACAGAAUGAAACAAGAAAAUUUUAUCAAACUGUGAUGAGUAAAGGGUUUCAACCAAGGACCAACAUGUGCAAAAGUAAAGAUGGCGAAGUGAUUCCUGAAGAA